UUUAGUCAGAUUUAAAACGCGCAGUGAAGAAGAACGGACGCAAAAGAUAUAAAUCGAAGCCCAAAAGUGUUUAAAGUAUAAAAUUGUCAUUGUGAAGUUUUACAGUUAAUCCCUUUAUAUAAACGCAUAAACGCAUGUGUGGUUAACUAUUUAUUGAAAUUUGAAAUACAUGUAAAAAGAAAAAGACAUAAACUCAACAAUUUCGCGAAAGAGUAAAUAACGAAACCAAUAGAAAUUGUUGUUAUAUUUCAUAACGACCUUAUUUUGUAAGAAAUAGUAAAAAAAGCCAAACGGAAGUACUAGAAAUUUCGUUGAAUUUUAUUAACUAAGCAGUAAUGGCUGCCAAUGGGGUCAUUUUAUUGCUAACACUGACACUGUUUAGUGUCAGCUCGAUAAACACCCAAUACUACUCUGACUAUGAACCAGAAGCUGAGUUUGUACCACUGGAAGAACAGCAAAGACAUCAGCAAAAUAAUCAACAGACUGGGCGUCAUAACGAAGAAAAACCAUUCGAUGUUGAAGUGGUAAGCGGUGAUAUUAACGGUGGCAGCAGCCAUUUGCCAGGUUUAUUUUUCCAUCAAGCGUUCCCCUUUUUGGGUAACAGUUUCUUCAAUUCCUUUGGUGGCUUCGGAAUUGGCACCCAACAAGAACCAUGGUGGAAAGGCCCGAACGUAUGCACUGAGAAAGAGGAAGAUGAAAAGGUUAUGGAUGAAAAUGAUGGAAACGAAGAAACUGAAACUGCCGAUGGCACUGACACUACUGUUCAAGUCAAACAGCCAUACUUUGGACAGUUCCACUUCAGCAUGAACUCCUGUGUAGAAAAGCCAAGCAAAUAUAUAUGCAAGCGAGUCGUUAACAAGAACGGCCGGAAAAAAACCUUAACCAUUACCAGACAAUGCUGUCAUGGUUACGGACGUCCACGGAAUGCUGCUUAUGCUACGCCAUGUGAUAAAAUCGAGAUAAAAGAUGUAGAAUCUACCGCAGCCGACGUAGGCGCCAAAGACUUUGUGAUCAAAGCGAAAAAUAGUGGACUAAAUGACAUGAUAAUGUCACGUAAAAACCUUACCAUGUUUUUGCCUGUAGAUGAAGCCUUCAGCAGCUAUUCAGAUUUAUUGCAAAGUGAAAGUAAUUUGGUGGAAAAGCAAAACGACGAUGGUAUGAAGAAAUUAUUCUUACGUCAUGUUGUUGAUGGUGAAGUUAGCAUGGAUGAAGUACGUAAUGAACAACUAUUUAAAACACAAGUCGGCGGGCAGAAUAUACGCAUUAACAGCUAUCAAGUGCCUUUAUCACUCAGCCCCGAACCCUAUCGUUAUACGGCCAACUGUGUACCCAUUUUAAAACACGAUAAGUCAACCGAGCAAGGUAUGAUCCAUACUUUGGAUGGAAUUAUGAAACCUGUCAAUAAGAAUUUAAUGGAUAUCAUACGCGACCGUAGAGAUAUGUCAAUUAUGCGUACUGUACUUGAAAAGACUAAAUUAAGCGAUUUAUUGGAAGGGGAAAAACCGUUGACCAUCUUUGUACCCACUGAUGAUGCUUUUGACAAACUAGAAUCACAUUUACGACGUGUCUUAAAAGAAGGCAAGGGCUGUGCUUCAAAUAUACUUAAGAAUCACAUGCUUGAUUUAACUUUCUGCUCAAUUGCUUCAGUGCCUGGGGCAAAGACUACCGCUUACAACUUACUAGGUGAACCAAUGCGGUUCAAUCGAUCUACGCAUGGCGGUGAAAUAGAACAACCUCAACCCAUUGUAAUUAACGGUGUAGCGAAGGUCGUAGAAACUGAUAUUAUGGGAACAAAUGGCGUUGUGCAUGUUAUAGAUACUAUUAUGCCUACAGAGACCGCUUUGCCUUUAUCUUCGCUUAUGCAAGAAAAAAACGUCACUAUAUUCAGACGUUUGCUGGAAAUUUCUGGGUUGGAUAAUGCUUUCGACGAUAUGGAUAAUUUAACAAUGUUCGCUCCUACUGAUAAAGCCUUGGAGAGCACCGAAUGGUCGAAAAUGUUGGAAGAGAAUCCAGAACAGCUGAUAAAUAAUAGGAAUCUUAAUGAAUUUUUAAGUUAUCACGUAACCAAGCCGAUGACAAAGACAUGCGACCUGAAAGAACAACUAAUGCCAACAAUAGGAGGAGGCAACGUACGUAUCCACUUGUUUUCUACUCAUUCACUGUUCACAAACGUUAUGAAUCGCGCUACCGCCAAUUGUGCUCGUCUUGUGCAUUUCGAUGAUGAAAGCUGUGGCUCGGUCUUGCAUCAAGUAGAUAAACCAUUGAUUCCUCCGAAAAUGAAUCUAUUGGAGAUGCUGCAAAAUAAUCCUAAUUAUAGCAAAUUUUUGGAACUUGUUCAAGCAGCUAAUCUUACCAAUUUACUCGUUAAUCCCGAGGAAGAUUACACUCUUUUAGUGCCUAAAAACGAUGUCUUCGAAGAACUGGACGAGAACGUCACUAAGGAGCCCACUGAAUUGGAAAGUCUCAUUAAAACUCAUAUUGUUAAUGAUGUGAUUUGCUGCGCCGGUAUUAUUCCGACCAACUGGCCAUUUGUGAGAUCUAUUGAAUCACUGAAUGGUCAUCAUUUACGCAUUACCCGAGACCGUCGUCCCAAAAUACAAAACGCUGGCAUUACUAAGUGCGAUGCUAUGGCUACUAAUGGGAUAAUACACGAAAUGAACGAUAUCGUAGUCCCCUCUAGCCGACAAUCGCAACAACCGCAAAGACCUCACCAACAUUUCUCACACCAUCCGCAAGAGGACAUAUUUAGUGAUCUCUUCUUUUAAGCUAAAUGAAAAUCAGAAGAGCGGAGGAAUUGGUUGCGCACACGAGAAGAAAAUAAACAUCAUUCAAUAAAAGUAUAUUUUCUAUAAACAAUAUUUA
This is a messenger RNA of Glossina fuscipes, 2862 nucleotides long. RefSeq names its product transforming growth factor-beta-induced protein ig-h3. The record is from RefSeq and is a predicted model, not a curated record. The transcript has 8 exons. Gene Ontology annotation, molecular function: protein binding. Lineage: Eukaryota; Metazoa; Arthropoda; Insecta; Diptera; Glossinidae. Bases 336 to 2765 code for a protein of 809 amino acids.